AAUAGCCGGGCGGCGGGAGGCUGGCUGCAGAGCGGGCCCCAGUCCGUCCCAGUCUCUCCACCCUGCCGCCUGCCCUCCCGCAGCAUGUACUCCAGCAGGAUCGAGGUGCCCCGACGGGGGCGAUCCUUCGACUCCAUGAGCAGCAGCUUCGAGGAGAACCAGCUCAACAACGUGGUGGAGAACCUCUCCUCCCUCUCCGUCCUCAACGAGAUCUACAAGUCAAACUACAGCCGGAAUGAAGACAAUAAAGAAAAUGAAGACAACACAACUGAAAGGAGCAGAACCGCAGUCAUAUUCUCCUUAAAUAAUGAAGUUGGAGGACUUGUCAAAGCUCUGAAACUCUUCCAGGAAAAACAUGUGAACCUUGUGCACAUAGAAUCUCGAAAAUCUAGAAGACGAAAUUCGGAGUUUGAGAUCUUCAUAGCAUGUGACAGCAACAGGGAGCAGCUAGAUGAGAUCUUCCAACUGUUGAAAUCCCAUGUCAACGUUGUUUCUGUGAACCCAACAGACAAUUUCACUGUGCAGGAAGAUGAUAUGGAAAAUACCCCUUGGUUCCCUGAGAAGAUCUCGGAUCUAGAUAAGUGUUCAAACCGUGUUCUGAUGUAUGGAUCCGAUCUAGAUGCAGACCAUCCUGGUUUCAAAGACAAUGUUUAUCGGAAGAGACGGAAGUAUUUUGCAGACCUAGCUAUGAAUUACAAACAUGGUGACCCAAUUCCAAAAGUUGAAUUCACUGAGGAGGAGAUCAGAACUUGGGGUACCGUAUUCCGAGAGCUCAAUAAGCUCUACCCAACCCAUGCUUGUCGAGAAUAUCUUAAAAACCUACCUUUACUAUCCAAACACUGCGGCUACCGAGAAGACAACAUACCCCAACUUGAGGAUGUAUCACGUUUUCUCAAAGAGCGUACUGGAUUUACAAUCCGCCCGGUUGCUGGAUACCUGUCUCCCAGAGAUUUCUUGGCAGGCUUAGCGUUCAGAGUAUUUCACUGCACUCAGUAUGUAAGGCACAGCUCGGAUCCUCUUUACACCCCAGAACCUGAUACUUGCCAUGAACUUUUGGGUCAUGUUCCUCUUCUGGCUGAACCCAGUUUUGCACAAUUCUCUCAGGAAAUCGGCAUAGCAUCACUUGGAGCAUCUGAUGAAGCUGUUCAAAAGCUGGCAACUUGCUACUUUUUCACUGUGGAAUUUGGCAUAUGCAAACAAGAAGGCCGGUUGAGAGCCUAUGGAGCCGGUUUGCUUUCUUCUAUCAGUGAACUAAGGCAUGCUUUAUCUGGAAAUGCCAAAUUCAAGCCUUUUGAUCCAAGUGUCACCUGCAAGCAAGAAUGCAUGAUUACUACAUUCCAGGAAGUUUACUUCAUUUCUGAAAGCUUUGAAGAUGCAAAAGAAAAGAUGAGAGAAUUUGCGAAGACCAUUAAACGCCCCUUUGGAGUGAAUUACAACCCAUAUACGCAAAGCAUUCAACUCCUGAGAGACACAAGUGGCAUUGCGAAUGCAGUGAACGAUUUACGCCAUGAACUUGACAUCAUUGGUGAUGCCCUCAACAAAAUGGGCAAGCAGCUGGGAAUUUAACUUAGCUCAUGAUCUUUAGCCAGUCUGCACUCAAGGAUUAUGGAUUUCGAUCCACUUUAGACCUGAAAAUACUCUUUCUGUACUUCAUGUGGAGUGCCACUUCUCGUAAAACCAAUGGAUGAAUGAAAUGGGAACAUAUGCUCAAAACCUUCAUAUCAAUGUUUAUAUAAGUGUCUUUUUCCCGUUUUUCUUUUUUGGUCCCUCCUUAAUGAUCUGCAGACUUAAAUUCCUCUAGGAACAUUGAUGAAGGAUGGAUCUUGCAAACUGAAACAGUGGAAAGCUAAUGGUCCAUGUAGUUUAUUAUUCUGGCUAAUAUUAGCUGCUAUUAAGGAACCAACCCCCAAAUCAGUGGUUCUCCACCUGUGGGUCCUCAGAUGUUUUGGCCUUCAACUCCCAGAAAUCCAAACAGCUGGUAAACUGGCUGGGAUUUCUGGGAGUUCUGAGCCAACCCACAGGUUGAGAACCACUGCCCUAAACCAUGUACUAUACUAUCAUGCGAAAGUCAUACUUCAUGUACACUUCCUUACUGGGAUCAUGCACAUAAUGGUAGAUUUUGAAAUGAAGCGAAUACUUGCAUGUGUAAAUGGGCAAACAUAGAUUAAUAUGCCUAGACAAAACUGUACUAUCUCUUGCUCUCCAAUCAGAUACCAUACUUGUUCAAACAUUAUGUUAUAUUUUAUCAGAAAGCUGCUGACAAUCUUUGUUGUCAUCAGCUUUGGGGACAGUGUCAUGCAAGAGCCAUCCUUCAAUAUCAGGAAUCUGAUGUAAUAGCAUCACACAUUUGAUACAAUUAGAUCUGAAGUAUAAAAACACAUCCAAUCUAGACCUAAAAUACAGAAAUCUUUCAAUCCUCAUAAAUGAACCUUAUUUAUAAGUUUUCGUUAGUCUGAUAUCUGUUGACUCCAUUAACAUUGGGAUUGUCUAAUUCAUCAAGUGGUGAAAAACUCUCAAAACUCUCCAUAUGUAAUAUGAUGAUAAUGGGGUGGCAAGUCUUAGUUCUUGUUUGGGUUCCCAGUUCCAACCCAAUGACAAAGCAAUGGUUGGUGCCUUGCCCAGAUUACAUAGGAGCAGCUGAGUCAGGAAUGUUUCCACCAUUUUGAAUUUCUCAUAGUAUUUUAGGCCAGUGAUCCAUAGAGUAUUCUGGAACUGGGAGAAAUUUAAAAUGGCACCUGCUCUCUUAACCACUGUUGUCGAAGUAGAUCAGCUGACCAAAGUGGGCAACACAUGGCCUUUUAGCAGCUGCUGAGUCCUCUUGUCUCUUCUAUGAAGCAAAUUAUUACUGAGACGUCAGAAGACAGGUGCCUGCUUUUAAUCUUUGUUUAGUUAGCUCCUUCAAUGUAUAUUUGUAAUUGAUCUGCCUUUUGACGACCCUUUUUUGGGGGGGUAAUGUACAUUUUUGUCUUAAAACACACGUUGAAUUAGGAAUCUGAAGCUUUAAAUAAACACAGGAAAAACAAAGAGGGAUCAUGAAUUUGACUUCCUUUGCAUUUAUAAAGAACAGCAUAUGUUGGAAAGAACUGGAUUCUAAUAUGAAUGUGUGUGAUUUAUGGAUUUGGGUUCAUAAUCUGUACUAGUUUAGAGUGAUUUAUUGUAGUGCUAGAAUUUUCAAAACUCUAGAGUGCUUGGCAAACUGUUUUCCCAUUUUAAAAACUUGAUGCAAUUUUCAAAUACAAAAUAGAGAAAAUCAAACAAGCAAA
Molecule: messenger RNA, 3263 nt
Organism: Anolis sagrei ordinatus
Lineage: Eukaryota; Metazoa; Chordata; Lepidosauria; Squamata; Anolidae
Gene: TPH1
Product: tryptophan hydroxylase 1
Biological process (GO): serotonin biosynthetic process; aromatic amino acid metabolic process
Cellular component (GO): neuron projection
Molecular function (GO): iron ion binding; tryptophan 5-monooxygenase activity
Source: RefSeq, a predicted model, not a curated record